Haliotis rubra (blacklip abalone) is the source of this 6451-nucleotide messenger RNA. Its product is annotated as protein transport protein Sec24A-like. Gene Ontology annotation, molecular function: SNARE binding; zinc ion binding. The record is from RefSeq and is a predicted model, not a curated record. NCBI's taxonomy places the organism in Eukaryota, Metazoa, Mollusca, Gastropoda, Lepetellida, Haliotidae. The transcript is spliced from 23 exons. The coding region runs from base 677 to 4141 and encodes 1154 amino acids. Gene Ontology annotation, biological process: COPII-coated vesicle cargo loading; endoplasmic reticulum to Golgi vesicle-mediated transport; intracellular protein transport. Gene Ontology annotation, cellular component: COPII vesicle coat; endoplasmic reticulum exit site.
UUCUGCGACUUCCGGAAAACAGCCUGUUCGGCGAGAUAGUGACAAAGCCAACGAAAUGUUUCCUGUGUAGCGUAUAUAUAAUUCUUUACACCGAAGUGGCUGUUUUAUACAGCAUUUAAACUAGAUGAAUUGAAAUUCCACCGGUUCAUAACUAGAUGAGUGUCUGAUCAAUGUGAGUGUAGAGUCUAAUACUUGUGGUGAAUCACGUAACAUGGCGGAUCCUCGACUCGCGUUUGGAACCAAUUUCCAGCCAAAUCGACCUCCUGGACCCCAAACUGUCUCAAAUCCAGGAUUUCCGACGAACCAACAACAUGCAGCUCCAGGUAUGCCACCAAAAAUGGGAAUCCCCAAGGUCCACCCGGGCAGUUCAGUGGUGGACCCCGGCCUCCUCUGCCGCCAAUGACAGGGGCUCCAUCAGGACCACCGUUUUCAGGCAUGCCUCCCCACUUACAUGGCAACAUGCCUCCACAAGGUGGUCCAAGACCUCCGGUUAAUGGCUUUUCAAGCCCACCAUCUAUGCAUCCCCCAGGAAGUGGUGUGACAAGGACUCCAGGACCACCUUCUGGAGUGAUGGGUUCUCAACCUUCUUCUGUUGCUCCAGGAAAUAUUAAUGUGCCAUCCCAACAAAUACCUGGACCUUUCAAUCCUCACGUUUCACAAACAGGGCAAAUGUUAAAUGGACCAUCAAACCAGACCACAGUCAAUGGAUAUCCGUCUGUACAGGGUGGUCCUCCUCCAUCUUCACAGGGUCAACAGUACACAGGUCCUCCUGUACAGCCUGGAGGACCUCCUAUGGGAGGAUCUGCACCCAAUUUUAGACCUCCAGGGCCUCCAACCCAUGGUGGUCCUCUGCAAGGCAAGGUCCUCCACCUGUGAGGCCACUGGGGCCCAGUCUGCCUCCUGUGUCUGCUGGUCAGGGUCCACCAACCAUGCGACCCCUGGACCAGGUCAACCUCCUGUUGUGUCUGCAGGGCAAGGACCUCCAACCAUUCGACCUCCAGGUCCAGGGCAACCACCAGGUCUAGGUCAACCUCCACCAACAGUAUUGAGUUCUCAGGGGAUGGGCCCACCUCUAAGGCCACCUGGCCCACCCCUUUCUCAGGGGCAGAACACAAGUCGACCUAAUGAAUUGCCCGUCCCCUACCAUGGCCACGGCCAGUACUCGCACCAAGUUGGCACCACUAUGAACCUGACUCCUGGACUCACCCCCGGCUCAGGUAACCACGGCAUCGAACCAGCUUCUCAGAAAUCGUCUCGAGCACCAUCACCGAUUGCAAACCAGAUUUAUGAUGACAUGGAAGGACAGUUUGCUCCAUCACCUCAAGGCAUGACCCCUGUGUCCUCACCCCAAGGCACAGCUGCCCCACCGUCACAAGAUAUGAGUCGGACCACAGGGAUCACUGGCAGGAGGCAGUACCCUCAAAUGCCCUCCAACUCCAUGCCACCUCCACAGGGGCAGCAAGGCUACCAGGGACCACCCCAAGGAUACCAACCAACUGGAACACCAGGAUACCAGCCAACUGGUGCACCAGGAUACCAGCCUGGUACUGCACCAGGGUACCAGCCAACCAGCACGCAAGGGUACCAGCCAACCAGCACGCAAGGAUACCAGCCAACCAGCACACAAGGAUACCAGCCUAGCAGUACCCAAGGGUAUCAACAAGGUUACCAGCCUGGAGGUGCACCACCACAAUACCAGGCACCCCCUGUGUCGCAAGGCUAUCAGGGACCACCCCAACCAGGCUACGGUCAGAUGCCUGGGGGACAGCCUGCUCCUGGUCCAAUGUCAGGUCCAGCAGGGGGAUACCAGCCUGGGGGUGGGAGUACCAGCCCAAAUGACAUACUGUCAAACUUCUCAAAUAUGGGCGUAGCUGAUUCCCAGCGCUUUCUGAACCUGAUGCAGGAACGCCGCCUGAUCCCAACAGAUGGUCUUGAGACGGUAAAGCCUGGCUUUCAACAUGAUUUCAAGAAGGUCAACUGUAACCCAGACAUAUUUCGAUGUACUCUGAACGCCAUACCACAGACAUCAUCAUUACUGAAUAAAGCACGAUUACCCCUAGGCAUCCUAAUUCAUCCUUUUAAAGAUUUGUCGGAGGACGAGGAGGAUGGUCAACUUCCUGUUAUCCAGUCCAGUGUAAUAGUGCGUUGUCGCUCGUGUCGGACAUACAUCAACCCCUUCGUACACUUUGUUGAUCAGAGGAGAUGGAAGUGCAACCUGUGUUAUCGUGUCAAUGAACUACCAGAUGAAUUUUCAUUUGAUCCAGUCAGUAAAACAUAUGGAGAUCCACAGCGUCGACCAGAGGUGAAAUCCGCAACAAUAGAGUUCAUAGCACCAUCAGAGUAUAUGUUGCGGCCCCCUCAACCGGCAGUGUAUGUGUUCCUUUUAGAUGUGUCUUUCAAUGCCAUUGAAACUGGCUACCUACAGAUGUUCUGCCAGGUUCUGCUGGAUGAGCUGGACAAGAUUCCAGGAGACACCCGAACACAGAUCGCCUUCCUGGCCUACGACCAGUACCUCUACUUCUUUGGCCUGGCGGAAGGACAGUCUCAGCCACAGAUGAUGGUGGUUCCAGAUCUUGAAGACAUAUUCCUGCCCUGCCCCGACAACCUUCUUGUGAACUUGAGUGAGAGCAAAGACCUUGUGAUUGACCUUAUCAACCAGCUGCCCAACCUCUUCCAGGACAACAGGGAGACAGGCAGUGCCCUGGGGGCAGCUUUACAGGCAGCCUUCAAACUAGCGAGUGGUUCUGGAGGCCGAGUGACAGUUAUGCAGACGGUACUACCAACAGUCGGACCUGGCGCACUGCAAACAAGGGAGAUGCCAAGCAAUGUUUCAUCUAAGAAUGUGCCCCAUUUGGGUCCAGCUACCGAUUUCUACAAGAAGCUUGCGUUGGACUGCUCAGCACAGCAGAUAUCAGUGGACUUGUUCUUGCUCAAUGGCCAGUACGCAGAUUUAGCAACACUAACGUGUGUGUCAAAGUAUUCCGCUGGUUGUGUGUAUUACUAUCCAUCUUUCCACACACUGAAGACGCCCGGGUUAGUGGACAAGUAUGACGCAGACUUCAGGAGAUAUCUCACCAGGAAGAUUGGCUUCGAAGCUGUGAUGAGGAUACGAUGCACGAGAGGACUUAGCAUUCACACGUUCCACGGCAACUUCUUUGUGCGGUCGACGGACCUGCUGUCGUUGCCUAACAUCAACCCUGAUGCUGGGUUCGGCAUGCAGAUGUCUAUCGAGGACAACUUGACAGACACAUCCAAUGUGUGUUUCCAGGCGGCUCUGUUGUACACCUCCAGCAAAGGAGAGAGGCGUAUCCGAGUACACACGCUGUGUCUGCCUGUGACGAAUCAGCUGAGUGACGUGUAUGCUGGCGCAGAUCAACAGGGCAUCGUGUGUCUGCUGGCUAAGAUGGCGGUCGACCGAUCUGUGUCCUCCAGUAUGGGUGAUGCUAGGGACGCUCUCAUCAAUGCAGCAUUGGAUUGUGUGCUGUCAUACCGCCAACAGAUCCCUGCAUCACAGAGGAUGGGAGCUCUACCAUUGCCCUUCACGCUUCGAAUCCUGCCUCUCUAUAUUCUUGCUAUGCUCAAAAGUAGUGCCUUCCGGUCGUCCACCAAUGUGAAGCUUGACGACCGUGUGUUCAGUCUGCUGCAGUGCAAGACUCUGCCAUUGAUGUAUCUGAUGCAGAGCUUCUACCCACACAUGUACCCUGUACACUCCAUAGAGGAGAAGAGCACAAUGACAAGGGGAGGUUUGGUAAUCCCAAAGCCGCCAUUGCUGCAGUUAUCGUCAGCCAACAUCGACCGCCAUGGAGCAUACAUCAUGGACGUCGGCACCGACCUAUACCUGAUGGUGGGAGGAGCUGUCAGUGACCAGUUUUGUCAGGAUAUUCUAGACAAACCAAACUUCAUGUCAAUACCUGAAGGAAUGAAUGACCUGCCAGAGUGUGAAAAUCCGUCCUCAGAAAGGUUACGCAAUUUCAUCAACUAUCUGAUGGACAGCAGGCCGUAUGGAGCAAGCUUCCUGGUGCUUCGGGAGGACAGCAAAAACCGACAAUUGUUCUUUCAACACAUGGUAGAAGAUAAAACAGAGUCAAGCAUGUCAUAUUACGAGUUUUUACAAUAUUUACAACAACGGACAAAGAGUUAGGAACUAAUGGCGGAGGAAUGAAGUGACAUUUAAGAGAGUGAUGACCUGUGCAGUAUAGUAAGGCAUGGCCUAUAGUCAGCUCUGGGAUCUGUAGAAAAUGGACAAAGAUGGUAUCCUCCUCACAACUAUCUACAGACAAAGGCCGCGCAGGCCCCCAAGGCUGCAUCACUUUAUUAACAUUGUCGUGUUUCUUUUUCUGCACAACAGAUUUCAUUGCUCCAAAGAACGCCCAAUUAGUGCCAAAGUCAGCCUACAUGUGCAUUGUUCACAGUGUCUAGAUUCAUCAAAAGCUUAAUAUAUUAUUUUCAUUGAUUUCAAAUAUUAGCCUUGAAGAUACCCCCAGAUUAAUUCCAAAGUGUUGGAUUCAUUCUUUAUUUAUGUAGAAAUAUUUUGUCUUCUGUUAAUGUCGGAUUUGUGUUAAUAUUUAUUUUAUUUUUUUUGUCAACAGAAUGGGUUAUUAGUAUCGAUGUAUUGUACGAUAUGCAAGAGAACAUGUACAGAUAUUGUACCAUAACCAGACUGUUCUGUCAAACAGUAUUGUAACCUUGGCUGUACUAACAUCUCAAAGUCCUUUGAUGUCUGUUACUUUUGUUAUCAAAUAUAUUCGGAUGUCAGUUGUGUUUUUGCAAUUAUUUCCUAAACUGCCUGUAAGUGUAGAAAUUAUGAAAUAUGGAGAGAAUGGUGAUGAUUUUCACAAUCUGUGUACUGCAUUUCCCUUGGCCGAAAUAGUCGUUAUGUUUAUGAGUUACGCAAGUUGAUGGUCGUAACACCAUGGAACAGGCCCCGUCUCUGAUCACAUAUUGUGUCUCGAGAGACAUGCCUGUUGUAAAGCUGUAAAGCUGUCUGGAUCUUCUGUCGACGUGUAUUAAACUUGGUGCAAUUAUUGAAAUGUGAUAUUUUUACCAUGUGCACCCAAGCAAUGAAAUGUGAAACGUUACAGAAUAUUCACGAGUGGAGAACAUGAUAUGGGCAUAUAUAUAGUUUUGAAAUAAACAUGCCAGCUGACUGAUCAGCUGUGUCUUCCUGGCUCUGGAUUGUCAAUAUUAAGUGAUAUAUACAUAACACCUACGUCAACACUUAAUGGUGACAUGGACUAAUGAAACCAUUCCUUUUCCUUUGUGGUGUGUUUUUAUGUGUUGAUUUUAUGGUAACGACUCCCUCUGUAAAUAUCUCCAUAGUCCCUGAUUGUACAUAAUAAAAAACAACUGCAAUGAUGGGAAUGUUUUAUAAGCUUGCGAAUGAAGGUAUGUUUUUGCUGGAUACAAAGCUUUCUUUUUAAAAGGAUAUUUUGUAUUGGCUUUUGAGUGUUUUAAUUGUGUUGGUGUCAUAUUGGAGAACUUGAUGAGGAGCAUCACUUGUAUUGUCUGCAGUAAUCACAGGGUUUGCUUUCAUCAUUGAAGUGUAAGGGUCAGAUAGUUGACAGCAUAAGUUCCAAGUUCGAACCAUGGUGUGGCGCUGUUCAGUCGGUAACAUACACCCUCAUUCUACAGACUAUUUUAUGAACAUUUGUAAACAUUUAUCAAGAUAUUGUUAAACAGUUGCUGCUUUUAUAUGUGUUGACUGGAUAAAGAACAACCUAGUUCACGGAGUUGUCUUACUGCCACGACCGUUGUUACUUCAUGUAGCACUGUGAUUACUUUGUGAACCAUGGCUCAGAAAUAAUGUUACAUGUUAGGAAGUUCAGUACUUUAAAGACUUAUGAACAUCUUUCUGUGACAGCUAUCGUAACUCCAACACUUUACAUAAACUUAGACCAUUCUUAUUAUCGUUUUAAUGCAACAUGUCGUAAUUUUGACUCUUUAACAUCGACUCAUAACCAUCAUGGCACAGAGACGAUUAACUCCAAAUAUAUCUCAUAGACUUACGAUAGUUGGUGUCUGAGAGUGAUUUGUGGAAUAGGGCCCUUAUGUAUAAGUUGUAGGGUUGUAUAUUAUGCAUUUCAAAAUAAAGGAAAUCUCUUGCAAGGGUGCUGAAAAUGUAUACAUCAGAGUUACUGAUGAUAAACGUAUGAAUAUAGGUGCAAUAUAUUCAGACUUUGCUGGUGAUUUCACCGUUUGUUCAUGGCGGAGCGGCAGGUCAUUUGUAAUCAGUUCCAGUUCUCUUCAUGUUUGCAAGAUGUUCUAAUUGUAAAUAUGCAUAUAGGUUUAAGCCAGAGCGGGGUCACUGUGUACAUAGGCAGCCUCUGGGCGGUCAACAUUGAGGCUGACAGACACUCAUGCUAACUGGACAGUUCAACUUGUACAAUAUCAAAUCACUGUAUUAAUUUGCCAUAUGAUGAUAGUCUUGUCAAAAUAAAUGCUGUACACACAA